AUGUUGCAGGACGUGCUUGUUACAGGGUGGCUCUUCCUCCUCCCUGCCGUGUCGCUGUGCGCGCUACGCGUUGGCUUUGGCUGCUCGGGGGCGACGCUGUACCUGGCGAAUGCUCCGGUCCUAUUCAUAAUGGCGUGCACAUUAUGGCUGCGGUCGGAGCUGCUUGCGCGCAGGUACCUGCGGGCUGUGGGGCACCACUGUGGUAAGCGAGACGACCCGCGGGCUGCACAUCAUGCUGGUGUCUCGCGUAAUUCCCCCAUUCUACCCGCAAUAGCUGCGCUGGUGUUGCUCCUGUGUGCCCUGUGGCACUUGACGGCCGCUGUGCUGUUCUUGCUGCAGGCGACGGGCACAUGGUAG
Molecule: messenger RNA, 357 nt
Organism: Trypanosoma grayi
Lineage: Eukaryota; Euglenozoa; Kinetoplastea; Trypanosomatida; Trypanosomatidae
Exons: 1
Coding region: 1-357 (118 amino acids)
Source: RefSeq, a predicted model, not a curated record